Molecule: messenger RNA, 893 nt
Organism: Arabidopsis lyrata subsp. lyrata
Lineage: Eukaryota; Viridiplantae; Streptophyta; Magnoliopsida; Brassicales; Brassicaceae
Product: CLAVATA3/ESR (CLE)-related protein 17
Exons: 1
Coding region: 134-418 (94 amino acids)
Biological process (GO): system development
Source: RefSeq, a predicted model, not a curated record
UCUUCUUCUUCUUCUUCUUCUUCUUCUUCUUUCUCCUACUUCUCUCUUGUUUUGUUUUGCUUUGACUUUCACUAUCCCUUUGUCUUCAUGUUCGUCUGUUUCUGGUUACUCCUCCGUAACAAGAUUUUGUGAGAUGACUCACAUGUUGGUACGAAGAGAGAGACAAGGAAAGAAGAGAAGAUGGGACGUGAAUAUGACUAUGUGUUUCUUCUACUUCUUCGUCUUCUUUGUCAGUUUUCAGAUAGGUUUGUCUUCAUCGGCUCAUGUUGGUUAUUCAGGUCCUCACUUCGUCGGGUCGCCGCCGAGAAAGGCUCUGAGAUACAGUACGGCGCCGUUUCGUGGGCCAUUUAGCAGAGAUGUUAUUUAUGGAGACGACAAGAGAGUAGUUCACACGGGUCCCAAUCCUCUCCACAACUAACUUUUACGCGUUGCUAUUAUUAUCACUUACCCCUUCACCCACCUUCAAGGGCUACAAGCAAAACGCAAAACGCACGACGCAAGAAGCAAGACGCAAAACGCAAACGGGGAACGCUGAUCGCGAUCCAAAGGUACUCUAGUGUAAAAUCGAGUUUGUCAUAGAUUUUGUAAGUUGGAGUAUUUUUUUUUUGUUCUUAUGGAGCAUAGAAACGAUUAUAUUUUAGGUUUUAGGGUAGUAUUAAGAAUUUAAAGAUUAUACACCACUUUUGCCCAAAAGCUAAAGGAGAUUAAAAUUAUCUUAUUAAUACCUAACAUAACUAAAAGAGAAUUGUGAAUUGGUUAAGUGUUGCAACGGUUACAAUGUUGUUGUGUUUCAUUUCACAGAAAAACUGUGAUUUAUCUUAUUUGGUGUGUAAUGUAUCAAGAAAUGUGAGAUGGUAUGGUUUUAGUAAUUGAAAUUUGAGAAGGCUAGUGCA